This is a messenger RNA of Protopterus annectens (West African lungfish), 1221 nucleotides long. RefSeq names its product proteasome subunit beta type-11-like. Gene Ontology annotation, cellular component: proteasome core complex. The record is from RefSeq and is a predicted model, not a curated record. Gene Ontology annotation, molecular function: threonine-type endopeptidase activity. The transcript has a single exon. Bases 1 to 849 code for a protein of 282 amino acids. Lineage: Eukaryota; Metazoa; Chordata; Ceratodontiformes; Protopteridae.
AUGGCCCUUGAAGAUGUCUGCAAUUCAUAUUUCAGCCGUGCUCGGCUUUCUCGUCUAAUGCAGGAAGACUAUGUCACUGUAAGGAAUUACUCUGAUGGAAUGGAAAGUGGAAGAAUCUCUGUAGCCCCUGGCACUGACCCAGCAAGCUUCCUAAGACAGCUUGACAGGGGUCCUAAAGGAUGUAGCCUUGAACUUGGGCAUGGUACCACCACACUGGCAUUCAAAUUCAAACAUGGAGUCAUUGCUGCAGCUGACACCAGAUCAUCCUGUGGAAAUUUGGUGUUCUGUCCAGCCUCUGAGAAGGUGAUUCCUAUCCAUAAGCAUCUGGUAGGGACUACGUCGGGUACAUCAGCAGACUGCUUUGUCUGGAAGCAUAUCUUAGCCCGUGAGUGUCGUCUCUAUGAACUAAGGAAUGGGCAAAGACUUACUGUGGCUGGUGCUUCUAAACUGCUGGCAAACAUGCUGUAUCAGUACAAAGGACUGGACCUCUGUGUGGCAAGCACACUCUGUGGCUGGGACCGGACAGGCCCUUCCCUCUACUAUGUCUACAGUGACGGAACACGGAUGGCAGGAGAUGUUUUCUCUGUUGGUUCAGGCUCACCCUACGCUUACAGUAUUCUAGAUUCUGAAUACCACUAUGAUAUGAGUGUAGAAGAAGCCUACUCAUUGGCACGCCGUGCUGUUUUCCACUCCACACAUCGGGAUGCUUACUCGGGAGGAUAUGUCGACCUCUAUCAUGUUCGUGAAACUGGAUGGAUCAAAGUAUCACGUGAGGACAUCUUCCCAGUUUAUUAUCAGGUCAUGCAAGCCAAACAAGAAAAUGAGAAGGAAAAACAGACUGGGAUUUGAGAAGAGACUCCAUUAUUUAACAACUAUUAGAAAGCAUGUAUACCUAAACUGCUACCUUGUAGUAGCUACAGAUAAAUUGUACCACAUAUUGCAAGACUUUAUUAGCAUGUUGAAGGACCGGUAAUUCAAUCAAGUUUAUUCUGAUAUAACAAUGUAAUUAAAUUAAAACAAGCUACACUUGUAGUGUUACUCAGUAAGAUCAGCAGAAAAAAAAAGGAUCACUUAUAGGCUUAACAAAUAGGAAGAGGUACAAAACUUUUUCUUUAUCAAAACACAGUGAAGGAGAAAUGGUAUGACACAUGAUGUUAUUGCUGAAGUUAAGUGAAAUGUGUCUAAGUUUCCAAGAUCAAGCUUGAAUUAUACUGGAAUGCA